Molecule: messenger RNA, 1231 nt
Organism: Boleophthalmus pectinirostris (great blue-spotted mudskipper)
Lineage: Eukaryota; Metazoa; Chordata; Actinopteri; Gobiiformes; Gobiidae
Product: tetraspanin-9
Exons: 9
Coding region: 249-968 (239 amino acids)
Cellular component (GO): membrane
Source: RefSeq, a predicted model, not a curated record
UACUCUCCUCGGUCAUCGACGCAACUUCAAAGCAUUGUUCAGACUUUACCAAAACUGAGUUUGUGUUUUCCCAUUGACCGAUAAGGUGGGACGGAGUAGCAGUGGUCGGCAUGUGAAAGAUCCUGCGGUUCUAAGUCGAGUCCAGAGCGAAAUCUAACUCAAGUGGAUGACUUUGUAGCUAGCGACUAAUAACCUCUGCCAGCUCAGCGUCUCCUCUCAUUUUUAAGCAGUCCUUCUGGUUUCAAGUCAUGGCUCGUGGCUGUGUUUGCUGUGUGAAAUAUAUGCUCUUUCUCUUCAACCUGCUCUUUUGGCUGGGUGGCUGUGGCUUGCUGGGUGUUGGAGUGUGGUUGUCUGUGUCCCAGGGCAGCUUCGCCACUCUCUCACCUUCGUUCCCCUCACUGUCUGCUGCCAACCUGAUCAUCACCUUAGGCACUGUGGUUAUGAUCACAGGCUUUCUUGGAUGUCUAGGAGCCAUUAAGGAAAAUAAAUGUCUGCUUCUCAGUUUUUUCAUUGUGCUUUUGAUCAUCCUUUUCGCCGAACUUGUCCUCCUCAUUUUGUUCUUCGCCCACACGGAUAAGGUCAGAGACAAUGCCAAGAAAGACCUAAAAGAAGGAUUGGUUCUCUAUAACACAGACAAUAAUGCUGGCUUGAGGGAUGCCUGGAAUGCCAUACAGGGAGAGUGGAGAUGUUGUGGCGUGAUGGGGCACACCGACUGGUACACUGCACUUCAAGUCAACCAAGUUCCUGAUCGUUGCUGCCAGCAUGUCUUCCCUGGCUGUGGUCACAAUUCUUCCAAUGCUUUUUGGACAAAGGGUUGCUAUGAGAAGGUGGAGGAGUGGUUAGAUGACAACAGGCAUCUUUUGGGAACCAUUGCAUUGUGUGUGUUGGUCAUCCAGCUCCUUGGAAUGGCGUUUUCAAUGACUCUAUACCAACAGAUUCACAGAGCAGGAAAGAAGUACGAAGCUUAGGUGGAGUUUUUGUUACUUAUUAUGGUUUAAUUGCAUAGUUAUAAAAGGUAUAUUGUAUUUCGUGCACUACAAAAUUUGUGUUGAGCUCACCUUUACUUCAUAAUAUAGCGUAUAUUUGUGUAAUGUUGUCAUUUGUUUGCCCAUCUGUUACAAAUUAGCUUUGCUGUAUAUUUUUUUGUAAUUGUUCUUUCAUGUUCUUGUUGCAACCUGUGGAUUUCAUAUAUGAACAUACCAUUAUUUUCAAUAAAAACAAAGCCCUGUAA